GGAAGAGCCAACUCCGCUGCCAAUUCUUCCCCUCCAUGUGGCUAGGAAUUGUACAGUAACGACACGCCAUGGGGGGCCCGGGCAGCUUGGGGAGGGAGAGUGCCUUCCUGCUCGCAGUGCUGGUCUCAACGAUGGUGCUAACCCCAACCGUGGCCAUUAACGUUUACACAGACCGGGUGGUCCACGGCACGGUGGGUUCCCACAUCCGGCUUUCCUGCUCCUUUUGGUCGAAAGAGUGGAUCUCCGACGACAUUUCCCUCACUUGGCAUUUUCAGCCGGAAUACAGCAGGGACAGCAUUUCGAUAUUCCAUUAUGCCAAAGGGCAGCCGUACAUCGAUGACGUCGGGGCCUUCAAGGAGCGCAUUGAGUGGAUCGGAAACGCCCGCUGGAAAGAUGGCUCCAUCAUCAUUCACAACCUAGACUACACCGACAACGGGACCUUCACCUGCGACGUCAAGAAUCCCCCCGACAUUGUGGGGAAGUCGUCACAGGUCACGCUCUACGUGUUCGAAAACGUACCCACCAGGUAUGGCGUGGUGUUGGGAGCCGUCAUUGGGGGUGUUCUGCUCGUGGCCCUUGUUGUGGUGGCGCUAGCCUAUCUCAUCCGGUACUGCUGGCUCAGAAGACAAGCGACCCUCCAACGGAGACUCAGUGCCAUGGAGAAAGGAAGGUUGAGGCUGGGCAAGGAUUCGUCAAAACGCGGCCGCCAGCCCCCUGUCCUGUAUGCUAUGCUGGACCACAGCCGCCUCACCAAGUCGGCAAGCGAGAAGAAAUCCAAGGGAGGCCUGGGCGACUCCCGCAAGGAUAAGAAAUAGCGGUUAGCCAGCAGGGAAGGUACGCAGAAGAAGGCGGGCGAGAAGAAGGUCGUCAUGACCAUCGAGAUGGAACUGAAGAGGGACCAGCUCGAUGCUGAAGGCCUCAAGCCUGCCGUCAAGUCCCCCAGCAAGAACAGCCUAAAAAAUGUCCUCAUGAACAUCAUGAAAAGCGAUUCGGAAAAGUGAAGAAUCAAAGAGAGAAUUAUCCCAGCCCUCUGCUUCCUGACAAGAUAGGCCUGAGAUAACGUCCUCUCGCUUCCAGUCCUCUUGGCUUUGUUUCCCGCCAUGUUUAUGACCCAUGGUGCUUCAGUAGCCCGACCGGUCAGAGGCGGGUGGGCCUUUCCUAUAUAUCUCUGCCCACAAGCAUCUAGCUUGGCCUCCAUCUCUCUGUUUACCCUACUCUGAAUGGAGGGACCUAAACAUAAUCAGGGCACCGAUGUGCAUUUAACGUAAUUAAUAACCUCUUGGACUUUGUGCAUUCAUAACAGAAGGAGGCAGUGAGGAAGCAUCGUCCCUGGCAAGGAAUCAACCUGUGCCCCCUUCCUCAGACUAGGAGUCUCUCCUUCUGAGAAGACAAAGUCAGACCAAAGAUGAAGUUAGGAGAGAGACCAGUUCAGCCUUGGGUUUCCAUUGGCUUAUUGAGGUCAACACCCACCUCUUUGUGCCAGCCUUAUCUGACGUAGAGGUAGUCCACUGAGAAGAAAUUUGGGGUCUCGGUGAGAAAGCCAUAGAGAGAAACUACCCUACACCACACACAUUAAACACCUUGGGCUUUGCUCUGGUGUCCUGACUCCCCCGAACUCUGAUCUUCCAUCUUGGAUUCGGCUUCCCCCAAGCUAGAGUUAGCCAAAUUCCCAUCAGCCACUGGGCCCAAGACAACGCCAUGAGGACUGGGUAGCCAAGUGUCCCGUCCUUCUCCCAUCUGCUCUUAGGUCCCGACUCUUAAACACUGACCCAAAAAACCCCAAGCAACACCCUACAAAAGUGUGCCUUCUCCUGCUUGAAUGGCUGUGACAACCCUCUUCUGCUCGGUGUCUCGAGCACAGGUGUAAUUUUUAUUUUUAAUCCAAGGACCGAAACAUAUAUGUAUGUCUCCAAGAUUCAGAAGGGUGGUUUAACUCUCCUCCUAGUUCAUGUUCCUGCAGGGACUACAGCCCCUAUUUGGAAAAAAAUAUGGAUCAAACCAAUCUUUUCUGCAAUGCCAUAUAUCCUAAUUUGACCUCAUGCACCAACACUUCUCUUUGUCCCAACCGCCACGAGCAAGCCAUCGGCGUCCCACACGCCUUCCCCGCCCAAUUGCCACAGAAUUUCACUUCAGGCCAAUUUGGAGGUUCCUACUUGGGCGAAGCAUCUGAGAAAUUUCAAAGGAAGCUCAGCAGCUUUCAAGAAGGCCAGUGAAAUUUCUCGGGGAGGGGGUUUCGCCCGUCACUAGGAUGUCAACUUUGCCCCAAGUGAAAUUCGAGGCAAACGUCAAAGGUUCUCUCGCUUGCUCAAGACAUCCAAAGGAUUUGGAGGGAAGCGGAAAGCGAGUUUCGAUCAGAAAAAUGUAUCAGACGAGUUUCCACACAUCCCUUCACAAGAGUAGGCUGAACUACGAAAACAUCUCAAUAUGGGGCUUCCACAAUAUUGAUUGAUUGAUUGUUUGUACCAUAAAGUCGGUGUCUACUCUUAGUGACCCCAUAGAUAGAUUCUCUCCAGGAUGAUCUGUCUUCAGCUUGGCCUUUAAGGUCUCUCGGUGGUGCAUUCAUUGCUGUCGUCAUCAAGUCCAUCCACCUGGCUGCUGGUCGUCCACAAUAUGGGCUUCCACAAUAUUGGCUUCCACAUCCCAGUUGGUCCUGCCUGCUUCUUCCCUCAUGCCCUUGAGGGGAAACUGAGGGGAAUUAAACCACCCUUGGACAUGCCCUCCCCACAGUGGUAAAACCUUAGGGUUUUCAUGAUCACCAGGUUUAUUAUUAUUAAUUAUUAUUAUUAUUUUAUUAUUAUUAUUAACCACUGAUAUUUUUGUCUUAGUCUUUCCUCCCCUCUUCUCUCCUCCCUGUGACCGAACACCACAUGACGUCACAGGGUUAGCAUUCUCUCAUCCUGAGGCCUCAGUCUCCCGUUUUCUCUUUUUCCGCAGGAUUUUUGUUUCCUUUCUGUUUUUGUGGCAGUCUGUUCUCUUUUCUCAGAUUAACUCCUGUUGCCCAUGACAACACACUCCGUCACGUAGUAGGCCCAAGAAGGGCCACCAAGGGGGAAUGUUCUGUACAGCACUCGCACUCGCUCCGCUAGGUGAACCAGACACCACACCGCGGAAGGCCCACCUCACUUUCCACUUGGCGCUUGGACCUUUCCGCACCUUCUCACAGGUGCUCCCUUCCCACCAUGCCUCAGAAUAUCUCAUGCCAUGAAGGAGAACAUCUCAUAUUUGUGGCAUGAGUGCAUAUCUCAUAUUUGUGCUCGAAGGCAUCUGGUGGGCCACUGUGGGAAACAGGAUGCCAGACUAGAGAGGCCUCCUUGGGCCUGAUCCAGCCAGGCUCUUCCUAUGUUCUCACAGUGUGAAAGGGCUGACCUGAAUUUCCCAGAAAUGUAUAUAGCAGGCCCAAAAAACCCAAAUGUGCCCUCUCUUCCUAUUUCUGUAUAGCAUAUACUGUCUGUGAGAAAUCCUAGAAUGCUAAACUGCAUUUUUCUUUCUUCCUUUCUUUUUUAAAAAUGUGAUGUAUCGUGGUACAUUCCUUUCCAUUUGUGUGUGUGUGCUGGGGGGGGCAUCUAUUCUCAACUUUGUGUACAUUCUCUCGAAAACAGCAGCAACAACCAAAAAUGACAUGAUUAAAAAAAAAAGUUAAUAAAAAGACUGACAUUUC
Molecule: messenger RNA, 3658 nt
Organism: Hemicordylus capensis (graceful crag lizard)
Lineage: Eukaryota; Metazoa; Chordata; Lepidosauria; Squamata; Cordylidae
Gene: MPZ
Product: myelin protein zero
Exons: 6
Coding region: 69-815 (248 amino acids)
Biological process (GO): myelination
Cellular component (GO): membrane
Source: RefSeq, a predicted model, not a curated record